CGCCACCAUGCGACGCCAAACGGCCUUGGGGGUCGAUACUGAGGCUUCCCUGGCAAUGACCCCCGACGAUUCCACGACUUCAUUCGCUCGGACUCCCGAGUCAUCCACCCAAGCUCUCAAUGUCCCCGUUACGACCCCAUCGACAGUGUAUACUCCACCCGCACCCACGUUCCGACUCCUCUACACUCUACUUUCACGGCGCGAUCUUCUAUCAUAUCUUUUACCAGCAGUCCUCUUCUCCAUCAUCGCCGGUGGCGUUGCUCCUUUCAUGACCUUUGUCGUAGGACAAGUCUUCGACUCUUUCUCCCAAUUCCCUCUUACCUCGAACCCACCACAAGAAGCCAAGACCGCUCUUCUUCAUGGUGUCGGUAUAUCCGCUCUCGAACUCGUAGGCCUCUCCGUAGCUGCCUUGGCCCUCAGCAGUAUUACUUCCUGUCUCUGGAUCUGGACUGGCGAACGGAACACCAUGAAGCUCCGGAAACGGAUAUACGAGUCUGUCAGUGGUCGAGAGAUGACUUGGUUCGAUUUGAGGAUGGGCAGCGAAGGAUCUGUACAGACAACCGAGGCCUCCGGGCCUAUCGGUGCUGGAGGAAUGAUGGCACAAUUCGCCAAAGCAACCGAGGAAGUUAGGAUGGCGUCUGGCCUUGCGUUUGGAAUGGUCGUGCAGUACCUCACGACCAUCAUUACCUGUCUUUGCCUGGCGUUCGCUCGCUCCUGGGCGCUCUCCCUCGUCGUCCUUGCCUCUGUUCCCGCCCUCUUCAUCAUCGACGGAUUUGCUCACAACCUCGGCAUAGGCCCACUGACUGUCGAACGUUCUGAGACUGCAGUCGCCGGCACCCUCGUUGAUCGCGCGAUCGCAGCCAUCGCCACCGUCAAGGCUUUCAACGCUUCUGCACACGAACUCUCCACGCUUUCUGCCUGUCUCGACAAGAUGCGUGCUGCCGCUGACAGGUGUAACACAGUCUGGGGCUUCACGAGUGGCACGAUGCAGUUCGUCAGCAUGACGAUGUUCGUUCAAGGCUUCUGGUUCGGUGCGAAGCUCGUCCGGGACGGCAAGCUCCAACCAGGGGACGUCAUGGCCGUCUUCUGGGCCUGUCUCAUCGCCAUGAGCAAUUUCCGCAUGAUCCUCACGGAACUCGCGACGCUCAACAAGGGCAAGAUCGCAAUGUCGGCCAUGGUCGCUCUCAUCGAGACCCCCAGUCCUGCGCCACCUCAGCCGCCCUCGCCUCCCGGUACGCGUCGACCGAGCGCGGUGAAUUUCACUCUCCCCGGAAAGCGUUCCAAGUCGGCUAAGCUUCGCGGGAUCGUACCGAACAAGUGCGCUGGCGGGCUCACGCUCGAUAAUGUCACGUUCGCAUACCCUUCUCGUCCUACUGUUCCUGUUCUCGAUGGCGUCACGCUCUUCCUUCCUGCUCGCGAGACGACGUUCAUCGUCGGUGGAUCUGGCUCCGGAAAGUCGACGAUUUCGCAUCUCCUGUUACGGAUGUACGAUGUUCAGCAGGGGUCGAUCUACUUGGACGACCAGGACGUACAGUUUUUGGACUCUACGUGGACGCGACAGCAGAUCGGCGUGGUCUCUCAGUCCUGUAUCUUGUUCGACAUGAGCGUGCAUGAUAACGUGUCGAUGGGUCUGGAGGGGCCACAGAGUUUUAGGCGGCCGCAGGACGUGAGCAGGGAGGAAGUCGUCGACGCGUGCACUUCGGCGCUGAUGCACGACUUUGUGAGGAAUCUUCCUGACGGGUAUGAUACGCAGUUGGGUACUGGAGGUGCGAAUCUGUCGGGAGGACAGAAGCAGAGGCUGGCCAUCGCUCGUGCGAAGUUGCGCGAUCCUACUGUUCUUAUAUUGGACGAAGCUACAUCCGCGCUGGACGCGACAUCCAGGAUUCUUGUGUUCGAAGCUAUCAAGCAUUGGCGGCGGAACAAAACCACCAUUGUGAUCACCCACGACCUCUCCCAGAUCGGUGCCGAAGACUUCGUCUACGUCCUCAAGGAUGGUCAGGUCGCUGAGAACGGAUUCCGUCGUGAUCUCGAGAAUGAUUCGAAGGGCGAGUUCACCCGCAUGAUGGAGGCGCAGGCCGCUACCGGCGGGUUCCCGGAGCAGCAGGUAGAUCCGUAUUCGACAGAGGCGAAUGAGGCACGCGAUGAGGCUGCGGUCAAGAUCGUGCAUGAGCAGGAGAAUGGGAUCGAGUUCGUUAUGGAGAAGACUGGCGGGACGAAGGCGACGAGGCAUCGGAGUGGGGUUCGGGCGUCGGUUGCUCCAGGUCCUACUACUGGUCAGUGGAUGUUCGAUGCGGUGGCCGAGCUGACUGGCAACGGCAACGGAGUGAUGCAACCCGCAUUACUCGGUGCUCGCCAGCCGGAACAGGUCAAUCGUCUCAUCGCUGUGGAAGAGUUCGGGCCCGGGUCAGAUCCUUUCGAGGACUGGGAUCGUUCGCGGAGACCGUCCACGGUCGCCAUCGAGAUUCCACCUCCUUUGCCCGCUGUCCACCCCUAUCUUCGUCGCCAGUUCAGCUUACAGUUUUCGCCGACCUCGCCUACGGCUCCUUCGUUAACCACCACGGUCUGCGAGGACGAACCGGAGUUUAAUGAUCUCAAAGACCUAUCCACACAUGCCGGAUCUACUACUCAACAACGCCGUCUGGGUCAUCAUCGAACGCGUUCCUCUGUCGACAAGGAGGCAUCUCAUGUUCGUUCGGAGUCGAUACACAUGGAACAGUUCAAGGGCGGUGUUCCUCGCAAGCGGCAGGAACAAUCCCCUCAGCAGGAGACCACACCUCUUCAACCAGAGAUCGGGUUCUGGCGUCUCGUUCGGGAGAUCUACCCUACCAUUCCAAACAAGCCAGCCCUCUUCCUUGGCGGUAUCUUCUGUGCCAUCAGUGGCGCCGCGACUCCCGUCUUCUCCGCCAUUCUCUCUCGCCUCAUGGUCGAAGUCUCCUCCGGAGCCAAAGAUCUCAAUGCCAUCAACACCUUUGGUGGAAUUAUCCUCGCUAUCGCAGCCUUGGACGGCCUCUCCAUGGGCGCCAAGUUCUCUAUUCUCGAGAUCCUCGCCAUGUCUUGGGUGACUCGCAUCCGCAAGUACUGCUUCAAUCUCGUGCUCGCACAGGACAAGAAGUGGUUCGACAAGAGCGAGAACAGCCCGGUCAAGCUUAUGUCGAUCUUAAUCAAGGAUGGAGACGAUGCGAGGUCGCUGAUCGCGACGGUGUUCAACCAGGCGAUCGUGGUGCUGACGAUGUUGAGCGUGGGGUUGAUAUGGGCAUUGGUCGACGGGUGGCAGUUGACGUUGGUAGGGUUUGCGAUCGCGCCGGUGUUCAUCAUCACCAUGGCCGUUCAGGCGAACUUGGUGGCGACGUGCGAGUAUAGGGGCAAGCGGGCUCGUGAGAAGGUUGCCACAGGGUAUUACGAUGUCAUCGUUAACAUGCGCGGCAUCCGCUCUAUGGGCUUUGAGAGGAUCUUCCUCGAACGCUUCAGUGCUUCGGUCGAGAGUGCGCUUUCCACUGGGGUGCGGGGUGCCUUCGUACAGGGAGCCACUUACGGAGUCGCGAGUUCGCUCAUCUACCUUUCCGAGGCUAUCUUGUUCUACGUCGGCGCCAUCUUCGUCGCCAAAGGCACCUACAGCUACUCUCAGAUGAUACAGACGCUGAACCUGAUCAUUUUCACCGUCAGUAUCGGCUCCCAGCUCAUGGGUUUCACUCAACGGAUAGCGAAGUCGAUACAGGCCACUCGCGACUUCAACAAGCUCCUCCAGCUAUCUACCCAUACAACCGAAUCCCACGGUCAUCUUCGCCCCCCGAUCGAAGGUGCCAUCUCAUUCCGCGAUGUCAGCUUCGCCUACCCCGAGCGACCCGAUGUACCUGUCCUCAAGGACAUUGACCUCGACAUAAGUGACGGCGAGACCGUUGCUAUUGUUGGCUCCUCAGGUUCGGGCAAGUCAACCAUCGCCUCGCUUCUUCAACGUCUCUACGAACCUGCCACCGGUUCCAUCUCCAUCGGCCCAUGGCAUCUCAGCUCUCUCGAAGUCAAGCAUCUUCGAGAUCACGUCUCGGUCGUCAGCCAAACUCCGCAUCUCUUCGACGCCACCAUCAGAGAGAAUAUCUCGUACGGUGCCUCCAAUGUCUCGGACAAGGACGUGCAACGCGCAGCUCAAGACGCGAACGUACACGAUUUCAUCAUGUCGUUGCCGCAGGGCUACGAUACCAAGCUCGGCGAGAACGCAUCUCUCAUUUCUGGCGGUCAAGCGCAGAGGCUCCAGAUUGCGCGUGCGCUCGUGCGGCCGUCCAAGGUCUUGAUCCUGGACGAAUGCACUUCGGCACUCGACGGCGCAAACCAGGCAGCCGUGAUGCAGACGAUGUUGAACGCGAAGGAGGGUCGAACGACGUUGAUGGUGACGCACAAGCUGGCUGUGAUGCGUAUGUGUUCUCGGAUCAUCGUCCUGCAUGAGGGCAGGAUCGCGGAGGAGGGAUCGUACGAGUCUCUGAUGGCCCGGCGGGGCGUGUUUGAGCAGUUGGCGAGUGGCGGAGAGUGGAGUGGCGAGUGAUUUUUGAUUGAUUUAUUUCGUCAUCUUUUUUUUGCUGUACUACUUUCUUCAUGCAUCUCGCGGACUUGUUCAUGCGCGCCCCUAUACCAUGCCUCAUGUCUUUUUCUGUCUUCCCGCUGGACGUUUUUCUCUUUGUAUUUCUGCCUUGCGUUACCUCUUUCUACUCACCCCUCCUCUGUUACGAACUCACGGUUACUUACCACCUACUCCCUGGUACUACUAAACUCACGAUCACGACUCAUGCUCUCCUGCGGUUUUUACGAGCAUAACCUAGUGUAGCCUUCGCCAUUCAUUGUUUAACGAACUUUUUUUCAUGUCACUUUACGGUCCACGUUACGACUGGAGUGAUGCCAUUCAUUUGUACUUCUACCGCAUACCUUGUACCAGUCAUACUUGACGACUCUAGCACAUCGACGAACUCAUAAUGUGGAUCGUCAUUUCAUGAUGU
Molecule: messenger RNA, 4982 nt
Organism: Stereum hirsutum FP-91666 SS1
Lineage: Eukaryota; Fungi; Basidiomycota; Agaricomycetes; Russulales; Stereaceae
Product: P-loop containing nucleoside triphosphate hydrolase protein
Exons: 5
Coding region: 8-4534 (1508 amino acids)
Biological process (GO): transmembrane transport
Cellular component (GO): membrane
Molecular function (GO): ATP hydrolysis activity; ABC-type transporter activity; ATP binding
Source: RefSeq, a predicted model, not a curated record